Messenger RNA from Zea mays, 1713 nucleotides. Its product is annotated as lysosomal Pro-X carboxypeptidase. Lineage: Eukaryota; Viridiplantae; Streptophyta; Magnoliopsida; Poales; Poaceae. Gene Ontology annotation, biological process: proteolysis. The record is from RefSeq and is a predicted model, not a curated record. Gene Ontology annotation, molecular function: serine-type exopeptidase activity; dipeptidyl-peptidase activity. Bases 1 to 1599 code for a protein of 532 amino acids. The transcript is spliced from 10 exons.
AUGGCGACACCUCCUGUGCUCGCGUUCUUGCUGCUUCUCCUCGUUUCAUCCUUUUCACAUGCAUCAGUCGCAGCGGUGCUCCCAGCACACUCCAACCCCAACCCGUUCCCGACAACCACUCCACUGCACCUGCAGGCUCGUCGGCAGCAGCGUGUGCGUCAGCCAAACAGCCCGGCGGACGCUACUAAGCUCGCCGCCGCCGCCGCCGAUGACACCGGUACCACGGCGGGGCCGUUCACGGUGCACUACUUCCAGCAGGAGCUGGACCACUUCUCCUUCACGCCCAACGCGUCGACGGUGUUCUAUCAGAAGUACCUCGUCAACGACACGUUCUGGCGGAGGCCCGGCGGCGGCGGCACGGCCGGGCCGCUGUUGGUGUACGUCGGCGGUGAGGCCGACAUUGAGUGCAUCGCUCACAACGUGGGCUUCAUGUUCGAUAUCGCGCCCACGUUCGGCGCGCUCCUAGUCUUCGUCGAGCAUCGGUUCUACGGGGAGUCGCUGCCGUUUGGGAACAACUCAGCGCAGGCACUCGGCUACUUGACGUCAACGCAGGCACUCGCCGACUUGGCUAUCCUCAUCACCGAUCUUAAGCGGAACCUCUCAGCCGAGACAUCACCCGUAGUCAUCUUCGGUGGCUCAUACGGCGGCAUGUUGGCUUCGUGGUUUAGGCUCAAGUACCCCCAUGUCACCAUUGGGGCCCUCGCAUCUUCGGCACCAAUCCUACAGUUCGACUACAUAACACCUUGGAGCAGCUUCUAUGAUGUUGUCUCACAAGACUAUAAGUCUGAGAGCUUGAACUGCUUCAGUGUGAUCAAGGCAGCCUGGGAUGUGCUGGAGGAGAGGGGCUCCAAUGGCAACGGGCUCGUUGAGCUCAGUAAAUUGUUCAGAGCCUGCAAGACUGUGAAGUACGCUGAUUCAAUUCGAAGGUGGCUUCGGACAGCAUUCGUCUCAAUUGCCAUGAUGGACUACCCAACACCGGCCAGUUUCCUGGAGAAUUUGCCGGCCUACCCCGUCAAGGAGAUGUGCAAGAUCGUUGAUGGGUUCCCUGCCGACGCGGACAUCCUAGAGAAGGUGUUCGCAGCGGCGAGCUUGUACUACAACUACACAGGAGACCAGACCUGCAACCAGAUAGAGGACGAAGGCAACCCCCGUUGUCUUAACCUCAAUUACUGGGGAUGGCAGGCUUGCACAGAGCUGAUGAUGCCAAUGUCAUCCGCAAACGACAGCAUGUUCCCGCCACACACCUUCAGCUACGAGGACAAGGCAAAUUACUGCCUGCAAACGUUCGGGGUUCGUCCCAGGCCACAUUGGAUCACCACUGAAUAUGGUGGAUAUAGAAUUGAUGAGGUGCUCAAGAGGUUUGGCAGCAACAUCAUCUUCUCCAACGGAAUGCGAGACCCAUGGAGUCGAGGCGGGGUGCUCAAGAACAUCUCGUCCAGCAUCGUUGCCCUUGUCACAGAGAAAGGUGCUCACCAUUUGGACCUUAGGUCUGCAACCAAAGAUGAUCCAGACUGGGUUACAGAACAGAGGAGGCAAGAAGUUGAGAUCAUACAUGGAUGGAUAGAUCAGUAUUAUCGAGACAUGGCGCAAGUAUCCUAAGGCUAUUCCUUAACGAGAGUUUCAUCUUUAUGUUAUUUCCAAUACUACCACACCAUCAAGAGUGAGAUGAAAUAAAGAAUGAAAGAUGCACUUUCAAAACAAAGUUUCACUUCA